CCAUGGCAUUUUUUAAUGGUGAUACCGGCCCAGCCAAUUGGAAAGAGCCAAGUUUCAUGUCGACAUCAUGCUUCUUGUUCACGCCAUAUUUUAUCUAUUAUUUCAUCACCCACCAAACCUAUCUCCAUCUUUGUCUUCGGACCUUCAUGUCUCACAAUGGAAGGGUUUAUUAUUUCAGAAAUGGCGAAGCGGGUGCGAGACAUAUUAUCCAUGUUUGUCUUAGCAAUAUUCUCCAAGGUAAUUGGCACAAAGCUGUACUCGAGAAGGAGCGCACCAGCUGAGCCCGAGAGUGAGGCUAACGUGUGCUUGAGCUGGCGUCUGGCGGUGGAAGCUAACAACAUGCCGGGAUGGAGCACCGUUCCACUUCAUUGCCUUAGCCAUGUUGAAACUUACAUGAUGGGUGGACAAUACGAGCAGGACGUUAACUACAUCGUGGAACAAAUAGAGAGUUACGUUAGCCAAGUAGUUUUGAAAGGCGAUGGCUGCGAUGGCUGCGAUGCCUGGAUCCUGGAUAUUGAUGACACCUGCAUCUCAAAUCUCUUUUACUACAAGGAUAAGAAUUACGGGUGUGACCCUUUUGAUCCUGGGGAUUUCGUGGCGUGGGUAAUGAAGGGAGAGUGUCCAGCGAUUCCUGCAAUACUUGGAUUGUUUACCAAGCUGGUGGAGGGUGGAUUUAAGGUGUUCCUGCUUACUGGGAGAGACCAACAGACCUUAGCCCCUGCUACCAUUGCUAAUUUGCAUAACCAAGGAUUUAUCGGCUAUCAUAGGGUGAUUUUUAGGAACCAAUCAUUCAAAGGGAAAAGUGCAGUGGCGUUCAAGUCAGAAGUUCGAAAGCAAUUAGUGGAAGAAGGGUAUAGGAUAUGGGGGAAUGUUGGGGACCAAUGGACCGAUUUGCAAGGGGAAUGCUUGGGCAACCGCACUUUCAAAAUCCCUAAUCCUAUGUAUUGUGUUCCUUAGUCCCUAGAAUUUAGGGAUUACUCUGCAAUGAACUUGUCAAUAUCAUUUAUCAUAACCCCAAAGAAUUUUUUGGUAAAAAGUGGUUGUUAGUAAAAUUAGGUGAUGGUAGUUUGUUGAAUAAAUUGUACAAGCGUUUUUGGCAUAGGUUCUUCCUAUUUGGAAUCCAAAGUCAAAUCAUUGAAGGAAAAACUUCCUCAUCCAAAAUUUAUGUACAUAUUUGUACAAAAUUAGAUUUAAGGUUAGUAAGUUAUAUAA
Messenger RNA from Gossypium arboreum, 1212 nucleotides. Its product is annotated as acid phosphatase 1-like. The coding region runs from base 16 to 957 and encodes 313 amino acids. The record is from RefSeq and is a predicted model, not a curated record. Gene Ontology annotation, molecular function: acid phosphatase activity. The transcript has 4 exons. NCBI's taxonomy places the organism in Eukaryota, Viridiplantae, Streptophyta, Magnoliopsida, Malvales, Malvaceae.